GCACACACGCGCUCGAGUUUGGUUGGCGCGCGCUGAGUAACAACAAAACCUCCCACUGCACUCGGUCACCAGAGUUACGGAGUUUCAGUCGAAGGCGUGAGUGGAAAGCCUGGUUAUGGUCGAAAUAACCGGCGUUCAUCGCCAAACUCGGGCCAAGCCGCAGGUCUGGACUCUGUAAUGUCGACUUUAUGAGACGAGCUGUCCGUCUAAAAGGGCAUUUUUUUGAGGCGGGCGGCUAGCACGCUAAGGAGCUAACUCGGAAAGGGGAAGUGUGGAGGAGGCGUUUUCUCCACUCAGAACACUUGGCUAACGUUAGCUCGCCUAGCCUAGUGGCCACACAGCCACACACCCACCCGAGUGUUGGGGGAAACUAAUCCACGCCGAGCUGAGGAGUUUGUUUGUCUGCGCGUUUGUUCUGGACACGAAGAACUAACUGACCCCUGACUUGUGGCGUUCGCUACCGAGCCGAGAGGUCUAACGUUAUUAAUUCGUGGGUGUUCGUAGCUGGCUAGCAAUCCGCUGUCGGAGUCGUAAUUAGCGUAACCGGCGUAAAGAGCGCUACGGUAACGUCGCGAGUUGCGUUAAAAGCGUAGCCCACAGUUGGAGGGAUAGAGCCGCUGGAGGAAGUCUAUCAUGGUGUUCAAGUGACUUUUUCGCUCUCUCACUCUCUCUCACACACAUAUACACAGAGCUCGCAGGACUAAGUGAGGCUGGAGAUGAGCAGAUAGAAGUGGUGAGAACGGUUGGUUUUCGUUCGGGGAGGAAUAUUCGCUAGAAAGAAUGAAGAAGUUUUCGCGCAUGCCGAAGUCGGAGAGCGGAGGACUGGGAGGUGGUUCGGGCUCCGGUUCCGGUACCGGAGGCAGCAACUUCAUCGGGAAAGUGUUCGCUAUUGGGAGAUACCAGGUCACAGUGGACGAGCUCAUCGCAGAAGGAGGUUUCUCCAUGGUGUUCCUUGCACGCACCCACAGUGGAGUACGAUGUGCACUGAAGAGGAUGUAUGUGAAUAACGUGCCUGAUCUGAACAUCUUCAAGCGAGAGGUUAUGAUCAUGAAAGAGCUGUCUGGCCAUAAAAACAUAGUGAGCUACCUGGACUCCAUCAUCAACACAGUAGGCGACAGUGUGUGGGAGGUUCUCAUCCUUAUGGAGUACUGUAAAGCGGGUCAGGUGGUAAAACAGAUGAACCAGCGGCUGAACUGUGGCUUCACGGAGCUUGAGGUUCUCACCAUCUUCUGUGACACUUGUGAGGCCGUGGCCAGACUGCACCAGUGCAAAACGGCAAUCAUCCACAGAGACCUGAAGGUGGAAAAUAUCCUCUUGAAUGACCAAGGGAACUAUGUGCUGUGUGAUUUUGGAAGUGCCACCCACAAAGUGUUGCACCCACUCAAAGAUGGCGUGACUGCUGUGGAGGACGAGAUUAAGAGGUACACAACCCUGUCGUAUCGAGCCCCAGAGAUGAUUAACUUGUACCAAGGGAAAGCCAUCACAACCAAGGCUGAUAUCUGGGCACUUGGAUGCUUGUUGUACAAGCUGUGUUUCUUCACACUUCCAUUUGGGGAGAGUCAGGUCGCCAUAUGUGACGGAAUCUUCAGUGUUCCAGAUAGCUCAAAGUUUUCCUCCAAACUGCACUGCUUAAUCAGAUAUAUGUUGGAGCCUGAUCCAGAGAAAAGACCAGACAUCUAUCAAGUCUCUUACUUUGUCUUCAGACUAGCUGGAAGGGAGUGUCCAGUGCCAAAUCUAUUUAAUUCCCCCAUUCCCACCUCGCUGCCAGAGCCACUAACGGCCAGUGACAUCGCUGCUAAGAAGAGCCAGACAAAAGCUAGAAUAACAGAUUCUGUUGGCCCUACGGAAACCUCCAUUGCUCCGAGGCAAAGGCCAAAGGCAGCCAACAGCAAUGUGCUGCCACUUCCCAACUCUGUAACACCUGUGAAAAUGAGCGUCCCACCUGGAACAGUCAGCAACGGCCAGAAACCCCAAGGAAAUGGGCAGCCGGCAGCUGUGCAGAUGCAGAGCAGCAAUCAGCACAACCGAGUGUUACAGCAGCUGCAGCCUGGGGACCUGAGACUGCAAUUCCAUCAACAACAACAACAGCAACAACAACAUAACCUGCACCACCAGCAACAAGUCAGUCCACAGCAGCUGCAGUACAUACAGCAGUAUCAGGCCAUGCAGCAGAGCCUCCAGAUGCAGCAGCAACAUAUGCUUCACCAACAGAUGCUGAUGCAGCAGUCAAUGUAUCAACCACCUCAGCAGCAGCAGCAUUAUGCAACUCUGAUCCAUCAGUAUCAGCAGGCAUUUGCUGGCCAGCAGCAGCGUACUCCAACACAGCAAGUCCCGUACGUUUCCCCACUAGAUUUUCAUGCAUCACUGAGCGCCUACAACCCUGCUGGUCCGUCACCUGUGGAUGCUCCCUUCAGCAACACCAGAAUGACCGUGCCUAGUACAGAGUUGGUCAGUCCGUCUUUUCAGCCUGUCAGUAACCCUCCCGACAUGUCUCGCUGGAACCCGUUUGGAGAGGACAACUUCUCUAAGCUCACUGAAGAGGAGCUGUUGGACAGAGAGUUUGACCUUCUCAGAGCAACAGAUAAACAAGUGGAGAAAGCGGCAAGCUUGCAGGCUGGUGGCACGACCAUGCUGCCAGAGGAUCCGUUCGGCUCUGUGCCCUUUGUGGCCAAUGCAGGACCUAGUCUUCACAUAGAGCAACAAAACACACAGCCUGGUGUUGCCACUGAUGUACUAUCUGCUGUUGAAGAUGAUGUCCAGCUACCAGUUACUAGGGAACAGAAGCCUGUGAAAAAAAACAGCUCCUCUGGCCCAUUGCCUCAUAAAACAGGGGAAGAGUCAGAGAGUGACUUUGAGUCAGAUCCUCCCUCGCCCAAAAGCAGCGAAGAUGAGGAGGUUGAGGAAGAAGAAGGCCUCAACAGUGAGCAUGAAGACACUGAGCCGGAGAACUUGGGCCAGAGGCCACUGCUUAUGGACUCUGAGGACGAGGUUGAGGAGGAGGAGGAGGAGAAACACAGCUCUGACUCAGAGUGUGACCAGAGGAAAGCAAAAGUCACUACUAGGAGACUGCCAGGAGACAAAGAUUCUGCAUUCGCUAAGGGAAGUGCUAAAGGUGAACCUGGAACCAAUCUAAUCACCCCUCCUGACUCCCCCAGUGUUGCCAUGACCAGUACAAGAGAAGUGGAUGUAUUUGGCGCAGUGCCCUUUAUCGGUGGUAGUCAGUCCAGAACACCACCGGAGAGCAUAGAUGUCUUUGCUAAGGCCCCUUUCAGACAGGCAAGCCAGGAAAAUUCAGCAGAAGAGUUAGAUGUUUUCACCAAAGCUCCUUUUAGCAGGAAUCUUUCCAAGUCAAGCAGGAGCAGUGAUGCUCCCUCUGGACAGACACCCCCAAUCUCUCCAGUGAGUGUAGAUGUUUUUGGCUUCUUGCCCUUCCAGCCCAGCCACACCAUAUCCACCUCCAGAAGCCAGGACGACAUCUUUGGCCCAGUGUCUUUUGAGGAGGCCCAAAGCCCACAGCAGCAGAAACUAAAACAGCGAAGCCUUCAGAAACUUUCCUCACGCCAGAGACGCACCAAACAGGAGACCAGCAGCGGUAAUGGAAAACGACACCACAGUACCCCAACAAGUGGCCGGAAGAGCAACAAGCCCAGCUUUCGUACGCCGGAGCGUGCACGGCGGCACAAGAAAGUGGGAAGAAGGGAUUCACAAAGUAGCAAUGAGUUCCUUAGUGCCUCCAAAGAGAACAUCAGCAUCAACAUGGGAGAAGUGAUAGAGAAAGGGGCAUCUUUGCCUUCCGAAGAUGCCAUCUUGGAUCCCUUUGGCGCCAAGCCUUUCCAUCCACAAGACGGUGUUCGGCAUGGACAACAUCCAGGUCUGGGGGACAACAAAAGUGAUGUCAACUCAGGCAAUGGCAGAUCUAGGACUGGCUCUCUGCAGUCCACAUUUGACGGGAACAAGAUGGAUGACUUUGGGGCUGUGCCCUUCACUGAAAUGGUGACCCAUAGUGGGCCUCAGCAGCCCCCACAAAUGGAUUUCGACCCCUUUGGAGCAGCACCUUUUCCCUCAAAGCAGUGAAUGUCUUGUCUUCCGGCACACACAGAGUGCAUUUGCACAAAUGCUGCUAUAUUAUGCAAAGUUAAAACAACCCUUUGAAAUUUACCUAACAGAUGGCAGCUGUGUGGUGCGAUCUCAGGCUGGGGCCAAACAGGUCACAGGCCUUUGUUUUGGUUGAAAUCCAGAUUACAGCAUUUUAAACUAUUAACACCUAACUUGACAUCGGAUUAACUUUCUCUUUUCCUGAACUUGACUUGAAUUUAGGUAUGGAUUGAUUAAGACUUUUUUUUUUGGCAUUACCUGAUUGCUGAGAAGCCGUUUAUGCUGCAUCACAAUGUUCUCCAAGAAAACAUUAGCAAUCCUUUGUUUUUAUUAGAUCCCAGAUUUAGCAAUGAAUCCAGUCUACGUUCGUGCUCAACCACGGACCACCAAAUUAUCAACGGUCCUCGUGUAGAUUGUUGCUUCCUGCAUGAUCUACGUGAUAGGUCAGUUUCACACCAUAUUGCCUUAUAUGGGUAUGUUCCACCCUGCUUUAUUGUACCUCAAAUACACAGAUGGCUGGAUUGGUGCCUUUGUGUCAACAGAACCAUUUGUGUAGGCCUUCCUUCUUAUUUAUGUACCAUUUUCUAUGCAUAGUGCACAAUUUUAAGUGCAUUUAAAUGGUUGCCAUUGUUUCCUUCCAAAAUCCUAAAUGAAAGAGAUACCCAACAAAAUGACUGAUGUUUCAGCUUGACCACUUAUUGGUUUGGGUUUAGUGCGGGAAAGUUUCAUGAAAAAUCGACGUAAGCAUAAUGUAAUAUUGAACCCAUUAAUAGCCACAAUGUCAGACCCAGCACAGUCACACACACACACACACUUUUGAAAAUCAACCAACAAUCAUAGACAGGCCUCUGUAAAAAUGGAAAGGACAUGUAGUUUGUACUUUUUGAAUGUAUUUUGUCCAGUUUUCUUUUGUACAGAAUAAGGUUUUGAAUUCAACUAACACAAAAUAAAGCAUAUAAAAAUACACACACUUAAUUUAACUGGAAAUGAGGAGAAAAGGGUGUUUUACAAUACAUAAAAUGAGACAAGGACUUUUAUAGCACUUGGGACACCGACUACAGAAACAUUUUUAGCUUCUUUUUAUCAAUUGACCAACUAGCAUUGCAAUAUUUACUGUCUUUUUAUUUUUCUUAUUUGUUUUGAUUUGUCUUGCUACACUGCUCUCUAACAAUGCAAUAAAAUAUUGAGUUCUUAUUUGGAA
Molecule: messenger RNA, 5296 nt
Organism: Ictalurus punctatus (channel catfish)
Lineage: Eukaryota; Metazoa; Chordata; Actinopteri; Siluriformes; Ictaluridae
Gene: bmp2k
Product: BMP2 inducible kinase
Exons: 16
Coding region: 781-4074 (1097 amino acids)
Biological process (GO): protein phosphorylation
Molecular function (GO): ATP binding; protein kinase activity
Source: RefSeq, a predicted model, not a curated record